This is a messenger RNA of Desarmillaria tabescens, 1002 nucleotides long. RefSeq lists its product as uncharacterized. The record is from RefSeq and is a predicted model, not a curated record. The coding region runs from base 156 to 665 and encodes 169 amino acids. The transcript has 3 exons. Lineage: Eukaryota; Fungi; Basidiomycota; Agaricomycetes; Agaricales; Physalacriaceae.
GCGGAAACCACACCUAUUUCGCGGCCUCAGCCUGUGUGGAUUCCUUUGCGGGUCUAUCACCCCCGCCACGACCGCCCUGAAAUACGCAACUCUGUUGUCUAGAAAGCAACCGUUGCUCAUCAUCGAGGAAGCGUCUGGUACCUUUCAGGGCUACCAUGCCGUUUACCCCUUGUGGAUCACUGUGCCCCCUUUUCGCACUUUUAAACGUCGACUAUCACAUUGCUAUCGUACUUUCCUCGCUUUCGCCUUCUUUGCAUCCUGUCAUUUGCUAUUCGUUACCUUUCAUGAUCCCAAGUACUACGUUGUUUUACUUUCUUUGCGACUUUACUAGGUCUAUGUCUUAUGACCCACCGAUACCCAUGUGUUCCUGCGCAGCGAGCCUUUUUUUCACGUUCUUGAGCAACCGUCCACUAGUAGAACGUGACGGCAUUAUGAAAUACAUUGAUGAUGUUGUGGGGGCGAUCAUGUCUCGUACAACUGAGGCGCAAGAGCUCUCGUCGGCUUGCUGUGCAGAAACACAUGGAGGCGCAAGCGCUAGCAUUGAAAGCAUCGAAAUGGUAACUGUAAACGUAUACUUCAUCGUCGGAAUUCGGACCAGCGUAAUUCUAUCACGGAUAGGUAUUGGCGCCUCCUCUCUAUCAGCCACUAAAGGCGCUGGCACAUAGACCAUUCAGAGUCUGGGCUGGUCAUGCCGGCCAAUCGCAAGUUCAAAAGUUGGGGAAAAAAACACUAUAAGAACGGCAAUCAAUUCGCUGGGAUCCUUCAAUCUGGGUCUAUGUUUGGUUCCUUUCUCCGCUGCUGAGAAAUAAAUUGCUUCAGAAUCAAGAAUGUUCUGAUAGAGUCCUGUAAUAUAUCACCACACAUUGAAGCUCCGUUAGCAGGUCGUAAAGUUGUUGAAAUCUAACUGUAUAACCUUAGAUGAGCGUCGAUGAGCUACCGCGUUUUCUAAACCUUGUUUACAGCAGAGAAAUCAACUCUGACAACCGGCUCUCGGUAGCAACA